UUGUCCCUAAAGUUCAGGGGUUUUGGAAGUGGGUUUGUCGCAAAAUCUUCAACGCACCUGGAAGCCCAGCAAGGACACAUGUGUAAGCAAAUGAUAGACGAGCGCGAGCGUCAAACACAUCUCGCUCCGAGCAAGAUACUCAAAUCCUUCGACCUGGAGCUCAGACAUACGCGUCGGAAUCCCAGUCGAGAUGCGUGUUUAAUGCCCACAAUGCGCCAUCUGUAACGAGAUGUAGGGGAUCAAUGCCUGGAAUGAAGAUGACUGUCAUUUCAUCUCUGAGGAUGGUCGAGCGACUAGUGAACACGAUGGACGUGGUCCUCGGUAAGGAUGAUGCGUGUCAGAUACCGGCCACUGCAAUCGACGACCUCCACACACUCAAGGCCAAGAGUGAGGACAUCAUCCGCGCGUCACUCGCGAAGAAAAGGCGGCGUGGGCCCACAACAAAUAGACAGGGACGGGUUAUGUGGUUCGCUUCAUCAUCAAUCUCACCGCCAAUGAUGAAGGCUGAGUUUCGUGGCCGGUAUGCUAGUAUGCAAGACGUGAUUUGGCUUAAAGAAUGUGUAAUAUGCUGUGAACAUUGCAAUAUACUUUCAAAGGAAUCAAGGCCGGGGACCGCCGUGAUCCUCAUCGCCCCGUUUCUACCCCGUACAUGGGUGGUCGUCCUCACGGGCGAAGGCCAGCGCGGGGCUUCAGCGCUCAUGCCUGCUCAGGUGCUCGCGGGGUUCGCGUAAUGUAGGUAGAUGCAGGUCAAGGGUGUCGCGACAGCGGGAUCACAGGACGUCAUUUGGUAUCGUCUGUGUGGUCAAUGGAGGAGGCGAGCGGCAGGAAUGCGUUUCGACCUUUUUGCUCAACCACACUCUCGUCUCGAGCACACACAGUCGCCCCGCUGUCGCUCACUAGAUGUGAGUUAAAAAGUUCUUUGGGAGGUGUCGGACCCCAGAUUUGUCCCAAA
Messenger RNA from Tilletiaria anomala UBC 951, 952 nucleotides. RefSeq lists its product as uncharacterized. The record is from RefSeq and is a predicted model, not a curated record. Lineage: Eukaryota; Fungi; Basidiomycota; Exobasidiomycetes; Georgefischeriales; Tilletiariaceae. The coding region runs from base 243 to 731 and encodes 162 amino acids. The transcript has a single exon.